Molecule: messenger RNA, 1258 nt
Organism: Dendronephthya gigantea
Lineage: Eukaryota; Metazoa; Cnidaria; Anthozoa; Malacalcyonacea; Nephtheidae
Exons: 7
Coding region: 27-1142 (371 amino acids)
Source: RefSeq, a predicted model, not a curated record
GCAAUUCCUACGCCAAGGUGGGGUUGAUGUUCAACUUCUGUAAUCUGCAGUAUUUCUCAUCAAUAUUAUUCAAUCAGUAUCAGAAGUUGUACAUCAUCCCUGCCAUUAAUGACUACUGGAAAGAACACAAACAGAAAUGUUGGAAAGAAAGAGAGAACAAAGAGGUUAUAUUGAGUGGUGAUGGAAGGAAUGACUCGCCUGGCCAUAGUGCACAAUAUUGUACUUACAGCUUGGCUGAUACCAAUGAUCGUGCCAUACUGCAAAUGAAUGUGGUUGAUGUGAGAGAAGCUGCUGGUAAGAGCAAUAAUAUGGAGAGGAUUGGGUUUGAAAAAAAGAUGGACACACUGCUUGCACCACCAAUAGUUAUGAAGGAGGUGGUAACUGAUGGUCAUAUUGAAAUUGCUGCAUUGAUGAAAAGGGAAGAGAAAUAUAAGGAGGUCACACAUCAGAAUGAUGUGUGGCAUGGAGCAAAGAACAUUGCAAGGAAAAUCACUACUGCUGCUAAAUCUACAGACAAUGCAGAUUUGACCUUGUGGGCACCAUCAAUAAGGAACCAUUUUUGGUAUUGUUCAAAAACAUGUGCUAAUGACUCAAAAAAUCUCAAAGAUAAGUGGAUUGGUAUUUUACACCAUGUUGUUGAUGAGCAUGAGUGGGUGUUGGAGGAAGGUGUAAAUGGUGGAAAAUGUGAACAUGAUCCUCUUAAUGAAAGUGAGAGAAAGAAGCCAUGGCUUAAGAAAGAGUCUUCUGCCCAUAAAGCACUGGCAAAGAUCAUUCUGGACACUCGCUUUUUAAACACUUUGGUGUAUUAUGUUAACUUCAGAAACCAGCUUGCUGCCUUGAACUUUAACCACCACAGAGGCCGAGCACCAGCAACUACAGCUGAUGGGAAAGAAAGGUACGGUCGGAAGUUCAGUAAGCGUACACAACAGUGGUGCCGUGUUCGUGUUCUUGUACCAAAAGAAUUUAGUUACAUUCCUGAACUGAUGCAGAAGGUUUUUAUAAAGAGGAUCACAUCAGAUGGGAAUGUAAACAAAAGACUUGGUAUUCCAAGUGAUGAUCCUAGACAAAUUGCACCCAAUAUUGCCCCUGUUCCUCCUCCAUCAGUACAGACACUUGUCGACACACAUAAAACAAGAUUUUAAUGGUUGUGUGUAAAAUCAAGUUACUUUGGGCAUGCUGACGAGUUCUGAUAUAGAGCGAAACAGCCAUAAAUUUAAGAGCCCAUUAUCAAUGAAAUAUGGCACAUAAUAUCUUAAAU